AUGGAGCCAGCUGAUAGAGUGGCUGCUGGGUUCUUCUUGUGGGCCUUGUAUGCGCGGGCACGAUACUCGGAUGCUCAGGCGGCCGGUGCAUUGUUUUGUGACUUGAGUACCACCGAAGAUGGGGUAGUGGGGUACUUGGAAGCUCCUGUGGAGAGAAGCAAGACCUCCUUUUCUUUGGAGAGAAAGGUCAGAUAUUUGCACAUGUUCGCACCCAUCGAAGGGGUCGGAGAGAUGGCUUGGGGUGUCCCUUGGUUCGAGUUCUACAAAGUGCAUGGGCCCCCGCUGGGGCCAGGCAAGCCUUUGUUGCCAUGCCCUCUUACCGGGGGUGGUUGGCAGUCUGCACCUCUUAGCGUGGCCAGCGCGACUAAAUGGUUGAAGGCCCUUCUCAUCAUUGCAGGGUGCGAUCGCAGCAGCGUGGAUCUCUUAGGUACGCACAGCUUGAAGGUUACGCCUCUUUCUUGGUGUGCGAAGUUUGGACUUUGCCGAGAAAUAAGGGCCACGCUUGGAUAUCAUGCAAAGGGUCGUGACGGCACAGAGUUGGUGUAUGGCCGUGAUAACAUGGCAAAACCGGUGAGGGAAUUUCAAGAGGUGCUACUGCAAAUUGCUCUUGAUAAGUUUCGCCCCGAUGCCACCAGAUCGGGUUUCUUCGUGAAAAGUGCCCGUGAGCCGGAAGGUGAGCCUCUGCCCCCGGACGAGGUUUUGUCCGACUCGUCAUCCGAGGCCAGUGAUGAUGCGGAGGAUGUGGAUCACGAGGCGGCCGAGGGAGCUGCCGAUGAGCUUGGUCAUCAGUGGGAGCCCGAUCUGGGGCUGAGGGAGGAGCUGGCUGCUGUGCCCCUUUUCAGGAAUCGUGAUAGUCGUUUCAUUCAUGCUGCCGCUUCAGAAGAAGGCGACAAGUUCAAGUGCGGGAGGAGCAUCUCCACUCGCUACACCAGGAGGGAUGAAAGAAGUGUCACACGUUCCGUGAUGUUUGUGGGUCGGGUCGUUUGCGUGAUGGCCAAUUAUUCAGAGAGUCUUUCCGUGCUGAAUGCUCGGUUGAGUGCUGUGGGCUUUUCUGCAGAAGACAUCCAAAAGAUUUCGCCGGAGGUGGGCAACCUCAGGCGGCUGGCCUUCAUUUCAUCGUUCACUCCAGGGCAGACUGAUGAGGAGCCACUCAUGAAGGUCCUCAAGGACAUUCUUAAAAGGGAUCUUGCGAUUGCAGACAAGGCCAACUGGAGAGCCAUUUUUAACGAAGCAUUCGCCAUCGUCACUGCAGAGAUGAAACAGAGGGUCGAGAAGGCUGAUCCUGAGUCCACCGUUCGCCCCUUGUCACAACCGGAGCGAUCGGAGAGAUACGAGAGGCAGGCCAAGAAGCUUACUGGUAUUUCUUUGAAAGGCCCUUUGGAGCCAGCGGACGCCUUGGUAGACUUGGCAGUGGCCUCUUAUGAGGCAAACGAGUUGCGUUACAUUCCUUGGGAGAGGUGUGUUUCAAAGGAGGCCGAGUUGGCCGGGGAAAGGAAGCGCGAUGUUAGGUUCACCGUGGAGGAGUCUUCGGGAAAGGCAUUGUUUGGGAAGUGA
Messenger RNA from Symbiodinium sp. CCMP2456, 1554 nucleotides. The record is from the annotation of a GenBank genome assembly. Lineage: Eukaryota; Dinophyceae; Suessiales; Symbiodiniaceae.